AUGGCCAUUUUGGAUGUCCCCCUUUUCCGUAUGAAUCCAGGAUUAUUGUUCUUCACGACUAUAUUAGGAUUGCUAUUCUUGCAGCCCGUUCCCUCCCUAGUUUUCUCACAGCACCAGCAAAUCCUUUUCAGCAUUCCAAUUAGGCCCAAGGCAUCUCCCCAAGGGAUCCCCUACCCUGUAGCCUCAUCUGGCCGCGGCUUCAUGCCCCAUAAACCCCUUGCGACUUCUGAUCAUGCAGUCACCAUUGCCAAUCCCAACCCCCACGCCCGCCCUGUCCCGGCCUUCUCCCCCAGUCAUCACUUGCUCCGGCCUCCUCAACCAGCUCCUUCUGCUGCUCUUCCCCCCUCCGCACAUCCCAAGGUUACUCCAUCACCAACACAGACUUCAAAGUCAGCUGCCAAUGGCUUUAAAGAUCCAAGGGACAGAGCGAAAGAUGACACUCUCAUUGUUGUCAGAGACAGAAAAGUCAGGUUGUCUGAUGGGGAUUCUCUCUAUGGACUUGGUCGUUCAUGGCUGAGGAAUGGAUAUCCUGAAGAGCACAUGGGUUGGCAAUUGCAAUAUGGGGAUUUUGCUAAAACUCUUCCCAGACCGCAGCCGAUGACUAUGGCAGAUAGUCAUUCUGUAAAGGAAGAAGAGGUCGAUGAAGAUGAAAUCAAGGAGGAGAAUGUGGAGGAUCUUUCCACAAAAGAUUUGUUGAAGGGACAUAUCAAGCGUGCUAAAAGGGUCCGGAUGAGAGCUAAAGAAGAGCGCAUGAAACGAAUUUCAAGGUUCAGGACUAGGAUUAGACUUCUCCUUCCCCCGCCAGAGGUGGAGCAGUUCAGAAGUGAUUCACUAUCCGGAAAUUGAUCCCCUUUAUCAUCAAACCGAGGCUUUCAUGGAUCCGAUUGCAGAUGCUUGAACAGCUCCCGUUUCUCAUCUAUCGGAAGAAGAUGACUGAAGUUCUACAAAUGUGCGGGUUGUGAUUACUGUGAAUUUUUUUUUUCUUUUUUAGUGUGUGAUAUUCAUUUAGGUCAAGAGAGAGAGAAAAGUCAAGAGGCCGUCCCGUUGGCAUUUGUGGGAGUCAUUCCAUUUCCAUCGCAAGGCGUGGAAUUUCCAAAGUCAACCAAUGGCUUCCCUUCCCUUGAAUUUCUCCCAUGACUAACUAAGUAAUGCAAGUCAGUUUUGCAAUAGUAUUGGCUUAGAAUUAUAUUAGUGUCAA
Punica granatum (pomegranate) is the source of this 1198-nucleotide messenger RNA. The record is from RefSeq and is a predicted model, not a curated record. NCBI's taxonomy places the organism in Eukaryota, Viridiplantae, Streptophyta, Magnoliopsida, Myrtales, Lythraceae.